Messenger RNA from Heterobilharzia americana, 1832 nucleotides. The record is from the annotation of a GenBank genome assembly. NCBI's taxonomy places the organism in Eukaryota, Metazoa, Platyhelminthes, Trematoda, Strigeidida, Schistosomatidae.
CAGAUACACAAGCACCAAAUAUUUUUCUAUUUUAAGCUUAUGUAAAAUAACUUCACUUAAUUAAAAAAAUUAUAAGCAAUUUUCUAAAACUCACUCAGUUUCUAUUAGUUAACUAAUCAGUAUAAUGUAAAAGAAUGUUUCAGAAAGCUUAGUUUAUGAACGAGAAUCAACGUGGAAAUGAGUAACUUGAUGGGUUGUUCUUAAGCGAUUUCAGGGUGUUUAUUCCGACUUCCUUUUCGUGGAUUAAAAUAAAGAUGUUUUUUAGCUUUAUUGCCAAAAACUAGGGGAUCAUUAUCAUGACAACAAUGUUCGUCAUAAAGCAUAUGACAAAACACAAGUUCGAUUUCUAUACACCUUUACUGCAGUUUUAUUCUUCAAAACAACGAACCAGAGCACCAUAUAUAUCUGAUAAUCGUUUCUGUGCUACAUUUACCUUUUUCAUUUAGUAAACUUGAGUUAACAUGAUUAAUCAGUGAUUUUUUUUCAUAAGUGAAUUUGAAAACACAGGGAAUCGAAUAAUUACCGCCUAACUGCCAAUUACAGGUUCCUAUCUACAGAUGGACUAAAUAAAUUUCAGGUGUGCCAAUUAUAACAGUAUUCAAAUAACGGGUUGGAAAAUCUAAACGCUCAGUGUAAAUAUUUUCGCAGAUAACAAUCAUAAGAUCUUGCCUAAACCUCUAUUUUUUUUAGGAACUGAAAUGUUGUUACCGUCGAUAGUCAGUUCACCGCUAAAACUUUUGUGUUUAAUAUUCAUCCUUGCUGGUGCUUUGUACAUAUAUUACUUGGUGAUUACAAGUUCAAGUGAAGUCAAGCCAGUGUUUACCAUCAACUUUACUUCAAAUAUUCAGAAGCCAUAUGAAGAGGUAGUCUGUAACAGAUUGAAGUACAAACGAGUUGGUCGCGUUAAACUUUCCCUGGAACCAUUAUCUUGGUCACAACUGAAAGUCAAAUAUGCAUCACCUCAACCAGAUGACUAUAUCACUUCGCCAGAAAAAAGAAGUAUGAACGAGUUAUUUGGAUCAUUUUACGGGAAAUUUGUUGCAACAUUGCUUGUUUCCAGUACAUCGAACAACAAUCAAGGAAAUAUCGCCCACGACAGGUCAAAAAGUUACAGCACUGUCAGAGAAUAUAAUUCACCAAAUAUAUGGUCUCCAUUGGGUUGUUCUGCCAAUAUUUCCGCAGCAAUAAUAAUCCCAUAUCGUAAUCGUGAAGAACAUUUGAGAAUCUUGACAAAUCAUUUGCAUGGAUUUUUACGGCACCAGAGGGUAUCGUAUACCAUUUUUGUUAUUGAACAGAUUGGUACAACUAAGUUCAAUCGUGGUGCUCUACUUAAUUCUGGGUUUCUCGAGGUUUCCAGGUUUCAGGAAUACGACUGUUUUGUUUUGCAUGAUGUGGACAAAUUACCUGAAGAUGAUCGACUCACUACUGGCUACAAAUUGCUAUAUUCCGGAUUUUUCGGCGGCGUUGUAGCUUUCACUCGAGAGCAGUUUCGUAAAGUGAACGGAUUUUCAAAUUUGUAUGAAGGGUGGGGUGGUGAAGAUGAUGACCUGCUGAUUCGCGUAGAAAAAUCUGGAUAUAAAAUAUCUCGAGUCAGAGCAGAAAUUGGUCGUUAUUAUUCUCUAUCACAUGAGGUAGAUAAAUUCAAUGAAAUGAAUCCAAAUCGUUUCGACUUACUGAAAAAUGCAUCACAGCGUCUCGAAAGCGACGGACUAAAUAGGGUGAAAUACACUGUUGUCAAUUCGAAAUCUACAAGAAUAAUUGAAAAUGAUGGUUUGUGUAUAUGCUGGAUGAAUUAUCUUGACGCAACCACAGAAACUCAAACAAUUUUUUAG